UUUUGUUUGUUUAUUUGUGUAAGAUGUAAUUUAGAUUAGCAUUUCAAAAUUGUGCUGUGAUCUUUAUUUAUAUUCAGUAUUCUUGGCCCUGCAUUACUUAAUUUGUCAAUUUUAUUCUGUACUAGUUUUAGUGUUUAAUUGUUAUCAAUGGAUGAUAAAGAACUGGAAGAAAGGUUGGCCCGAUUGAGAGGCCUACCUGCAUCACGAAAAUCUGAUCCUCCAAUCACCGUAAUAAUCAACAAACAAGCCAGUAAAACAGAGACUGAACAAUCGGACGAGCUAUUGAAGAGGAUGAUGGCUGAAGCAGUUCUUGAUCAAACUCAUCGACAAUCACGGUUGACCAAACAAAAAUCAACAGACGAGGAAAUAGCAGAUAGGCUUGCAAGAUUAAGAGGAAUCUCUAAUCCAGUUAGUAAUAUUCCAAUAGUUGAGGAUCCACCACAGCUUGAUUCGGAUGAGGAAAGUGAUCUCUUGGUAGAAAAAAUCAUGUCUGAGACUAAGCUUCCUGAUUUAUCACGUUUACCUUCAACCUUGGGUAUCAGUUCACAAGACCAAAAGCCUUCGGAACCUAAUUCUGAUGAAGAAGAGUUGCCGUGGUGUACUCUUUGCAACGAAGAUGCUGUAAUAAGAUGCUAUGGAUGUGAAAACGAUCUUUUCUGUCGAAGUUGUUUCAAGCAAUUCCAUAGAGAUUCUGAUAUGAAAGGACACAAAACUGUCGGCUUUUCUAAAAAAAAGAAUUCCGAUGACUGAUGAAUCUUGAUGCUUAGUCAAUCGCUACCAAAAAUCUCUUGGUCUGAAAUUCUUUCUCAAUAUUAGAUGAUCCCAAUUUUCAUCGCCAUCAUGCCUGUUUUCUUUGUUAUGAACCAUUCCGGGUACAAAAUUGUAAAGAUUAUUCUAAAGCUUUCUCUCGACACUAUUUUCUUAAAUUUAAUAUCCAAUGUUGCCUGCUCAACACUUUCUGAUCUUAUUCAAUUUUGCAUUUUUACCUACGAAGCUUGUUUUACAUCGUAAAAGAGGUAUUUGAAUUUCCAUUUAAAUCUCCUUAUUAUUCAGUAUUACUAAGAAGCAAGUUUACAUGAGGUGAUAUCCAUGAAUCUUUUGUUGCUUUCUAUUGAAUGAUUAAUUUAUAAUAUUUUUAAGGUAUGUCUUAUCUUGUUGAAACUACUGAGUUUGAAUCAAUUUGAUCGAUUGGGUUACACAAUCACCUAGAUCGACAACCGCUGCUUAGCUUUAAUAUUUAAUCAAUUCAAAAUUUAUAAUUUAGAUGAAUUAAAAAUGAAAUUUUAAUUUAACAUAA
Molecule: messenger RNA, 1297 nt
Organism: Tetranychus urticae (two-spotted spider mite)
Lineage: Eukaryota; Metazoa; Arthropoda; Arachnida; Trombidiformes; Tetranychidae
Biological process (GO): mitotic cytokinesis checkpoint signaling; abscission
Cellular component (GO): cleavage furrow; centrosome; midbody
Molecular function (GO): phosphatidylinositol-3-phosphate binding
Source: RefSeq, a predicted model, not a curated record